Prorocentrum cordatum is the source of this 822-nucleotide messenger RNA. The record is from the annotation of a GenBank genome assembly. NCBI's taxonomy places the organism in Eukaryota, Dinophyceae, Prorocentrales, Prorocentraceae.
AUGAAUGGUAUUCGCUCGGGCGAAGUGGGCCGCAUCAUUGACAUCGCAGAGGCGAUGGAGUCCGAGUCGGCGGAGGCAGCUCGAGAUGGGCCUUUGCUGGCAUGUCCACCAGCGGUCGAGCCAGCAGCCGAUCCUCUCAAAGAGGCACAGCCUAGCGCGGAGAGGGUGCAGACGGAGGGGGUGCGGAUGGAACUCCAGGGCGUUCUGUUUGCCGCAGCAGAGGCAGGAGAUUUGGCCACUGUUUUGCGAGAUGCCACUUCCAAACCAGCCGAUCCCGCCGCUAAUCCAGCAGUGGCACCUCCCGAGGAGAAGCUUGCCACGGAGGGGGUGCGGAUGGAGCUCCAGGGCGCUCUGUUUGCCGCUGCAGAAGCCGGCGACCUGAUCACAGUGCUGCAGGAGGCCACGUCCCAGCCGGCCGACCCCGCUGCUCAGUCGCCAGCACCUCCCGAGGAGAAGCUUGCCACGGAGGGGGUGCGGAUGGAGCUCCAGGGCGCUCUGUUUGCCGCUGCAGAAGCCGGCGACCUGAUCACAGUGCUGCAGGAGGCCACGUCCCAGCCGGCCGACCCCGCUGUUCAGUCGCCAGCACCUCCCGAGGAGAAGCUUGCCACGGAGGGGGUGCGGAUGGAGCUCCAGGGCGCUCUUUUUGCAGCUGCAGAAGCAGGCGACCUGACCAGAGCGCUGCAGGAGGCCACGGCCCAGCCAGUCGGCUGUGCCACCACGCAAACAGUGGAUCCUCCCGAGGGCGAUCAGCUUGGCACAGAGGUGCAGCAAGAGGCCACCUUCCAGCCAGCUGGUCCCGGCGGGUCGCCUUUCAUACAGUAA